Messenger RNA from Tupaia belangeri chinensis (Chinese tree shrew), 2107 nucleotides. It is a transcript of the gene SLC16A10, whose product is annotated as solute carrier family 16 member 10. Gene Ontology annotation, biological process: transmembrane transport. Gene Ontology annotation, molecular function: transmembrane transporter activity. NCBI's taxonomy places the organism in Eukaryota, Metazoa, Chordata, Mammalia, Scandentia, Tupaiidae. Gene Ontology annotation, cellular component: basolateral plasma membrane. The record is from RefSeq and is a predicted model, not a curated record.
AUGCUGGCGGCCAUGUGGUGCAACGGGUCGGUGUUCGGCAUCCAGAACGCCUGCGGGGUGCUCUUCGUGUCCAUGCUGAAGACUUUCGGGUCCAAGGACGAUGACAAGAUGGUCUUCAAGACAGCAUGGGUAGGUUCUCUGUCCAUGGGGAUGAUUUUCUUUUGCUGUCCAAUAGUCAGCGUCUUCACAGACAUAUUUGGUUGUCGGAGAACAGCUGUCGUGGGUGCUGCCGUGGGAUUCAUCGGGCUCAUGUCCAGUUCUUUCGUAAGUUCCAUCGAGCCUCUGUACUUUACCUAUGGAAUCAUAUUUGCCUGCGGGUGCUCCUUUGCAUACCAGCCUUCAUUGGUCAUUUUGGGACACUAUUUCAAAAAGCGCCUUGGACUGGUGAACGGCAUUGUCACCGCCGGCAGCAGUGUCUUCACAAUUUUGCUGCCGUUCCUUUUAAGGGUCCUGAUUGACCACGUGGGCCUCUUCCACACACUGAGAGUGCUCUGCAUCUUCAUGUUUGUUCUCUUUCUGGCUGGCUUUACGUACCGACCUCUCACUUCCAGUGCCAAAGACAAAGAGAGUGGAAGCAAAGGAAGCGGCAGGUUCGCCCUCUUUUCCAGGAGAAAGUUCACUCCUCCAAACAGAAUUUUCAAUUUUGCCAUCUUCAAGGUGACGGCUUAUGCGGUGUGGGCAGCUGGGAUACCUCUUGCCCUGUUCGGAUACUUUGUGCCUUAUGUUCACUUGGUGAAACAUGUCAAUGAAAGAUUUCAAGAUCAGGAAAAUAAAGAGGUCGUUCUCAUGUGCAUUGGCAUCACUUCAGGAGUUGGACGACUGCUCUUUGGCCGGCUUGCAGAUUAUGUGCCUGGCGUGAAGAAAGUUUAUCUACAGGUACUCUCCUUUCUCUUCAUUGGUCUGAUGUCCAUGAUGAUUCCACUGUGUAGUGUAUUUGGAGCCCUCAUUGCUGUCUGUCUCAUCAUGGGUCUCUUCGAUGGAUGCUUCAUUUCUAUUAUGGCCCCCAUUGCCUUUGAGUUAGUUGGUCCCCAGGAUGUCUCCCAAGCAAUUGGAUUUCUGCUCGGAUUCAUGUCUAUACCCAUGACUGUGGGUCCACCCAUUGCAGGGUUACUACGUGACAAGCUUGGCUCCUAUGAUGUGGCAUUCUACCUCGCUGGAAUCCCUCCCCUUCUUGGAGGUGCUGUGCUUUGUUUUAUCCCAUGGAUCCACAGUAAGAAGCAAAGAGAGAUCAGUAAAACCACUGCAGGAGAAAAGUCAGAGAAAAUGCUGGAGAACCAGAACUCUCUGCUGUCAAGCUCAUCUGGAAUCUUCAAGAAAGAAUAUGACUCUAUUAUUUAAUGUCUUAUAUACCUCCACCAGACUGAACUUCCUUUUGAAUUUUAAGCAAGUUCCCUUUUAUAUGAAUUACAAAUUUCUUAUUUUUUUAAUCACAACCUAGGAAUAGCACAAGAAUUGGAAACAGAACUCUCAUUACUACAAGAACCAUUUCCUGCCACUGAAGAGCUGUCUGAUAUUUCCAUGUCUGAGGGCAGAUAUUCUGACACGUGAAAACAUGUCUGAAAGUCAAAUAUUGUGAAAAUUUCAGUAGAAAGCAAUUUUGGAAACUGUGAAUGUUAUUUAGCUUGUACAAAUAUUUAAAAAUACCUCAAGCUAUACUAAAAGGGUUGCAGUUUGCUUAGGACUGGAAAUAUUGCUUUUUGUUUCACAUGGUGUCGUGAGUGCUGGGACCUCUGUUUUAAUUUCUUCUGCUCUUGGGAAACGUAUAAAAUUUAAGCUUGGAUUCUAGAUUAUAGCAGAUCUACCUAAACCUCAAGUCCAUGUUAGAGUUGCUUGUCUGCUGUUAAGUAAGUUAUGGAAUUAAAAUAUUCUGAUUUGCUCCAGUGUCCUGGGAGCAAAUUCUAACAAUGGAUUCCGAAUGAACACGUGCGAUAACAAGGAUCCUAUUCAUAUUUAGAGGGGCAGGGCAGUUCAGAAAUCAAGCAUCUCUUCUGUUUACACUUGUGUCUUUUGGGUUUGUAGUGUGUUUUACUCAAGUAGCCAGAGACACCCCAAAUUCCUGAAUUUGCUUCAAUGGUAACAAUAAAGUAUAACAGAAUGCAUGAAAAGA